UGACGCUUUGCCGCUCUUGAUUUUCGUCGACGUUGACUGCUGUCUCUUUGGUUGCGUUUAAACUCCAGUGUGAGAAAGUAUAUGAAGUAACUCAAUUGAAGACCAUCGUCGUUGUUAAAGUAGUCGGGACAACGAAAGAACGAACAACAUACGGACAACUCGCCGCGCGGUUUUUUUUUUUGUAGAACAACAGAACAACCAACGCAGCUAACAUUUUAACUAUUUGUCGAUUGUGUUUCUUCACGGUUUAUUUGUUUUUUUAGUGUUAUAUUGUGGUUAUUCGGAAAAUAUAAAUGAAUUCGUUAUGAAUUCCCGAUUUAACAAACGGAAGCGGAUAUGACAAUUCGGCAACUCGUCCAUUUUUCGGGGGUGUAGAGUGAAUGUUUUCUUUUGCGGAAGCAAUUAAUAUAUUUAUUUGUUUGUAAACAAUAAUUGGUAAAAGUUCUGAAAAGAAAGUGCAUCCAAGGCGACAAAAGAAAUAAAUAAUAAUUGCAAGUGGGCAUAGAACUAAAAUUCGAAAUUUGCUGAUACAGAAAUCUAAAGAAGUGAAAAAAAAUUGUUAUAGGCGAAAAUUGAUUUUUCCCUCUAGAGACACUGCGUGUUAAUGUGUGUGUGUGUGUGCCUGUGUCAUUUAACCGAAGAAGAAAAGGAAGAAAAGCAAUAUCAAAGGAAGUCCACUGCAAUAAAAAAGGAAUAACAAACAAAAAAAUAAACAUAUUUUCUCCUAUCCACUGAAGAACUCAAAAUAUUGGAUAUUUGGAUAGCUGUUGCUGAGAUGCAACGGAUGAAAACAGUGUUCUGAAGUGACCCCAGAAGUCGCCACAGAAGAGCCAAAGCCAUCCUAAUCAGCGUCACACAACAUGUCCGCGAUACUCUUCAGUCAAGACGAGCGUGAUUGUAACUUGGAUCACUUAAAAGUUCUGGGCGUUGCCAAUUCUAGUGGGGAUCUGAACCGUUUCCACCAUGAAGGCCUGGUAGCGGAUUCCUCAACGAAAUUAGAGAAUUCCUGCUCCACAGCCAUCUAUGAAGAUAUUCUGGGCAGUAAAAUGAAUGGCCUACAAAUUCAUGGCAUAGAGGUUGACAUGGACAAUGAGGACGGCGAUGUGUCCCUCUUAAAUCACAACAAUCCCCAGCACAACUACUGCGAUGGCAGUGACAGCGGUGUUGAAAUUGCCAGCAAUGUUAAUGUCACUCUACAGAGGGCUCUAAGCAGCCAAAGCGGCGGCUAUGCCAGCAGCCAGGGUGGCCUAGAUGAUCCGACGCCUGGUGUCAAUUUGUCUUGCAACUCGAGUAUGAUCAGUUGCAGCUCGGACGUUUGCGAUGUGAAAUCGGGCAAUAGUGUCAUGGUGGCCACCACGGCGACGACGACAGCGAUGAAUGGCUGCCGUUCCUCCUUAAAUAGUUAUGAGUGUUGCAGCGAGAAUGGCAGUGAGAGUAGUUCGGUGGCCGGUCCCACCAGCAUGACUGUGCGUCGCGUGCCAAAUCACAAUAAUGUUAAGAAAAAGGUGGCCAUGUUUGAACCCUCCAUGCAUGAGAGUCUGGCCACGAAGAGCAAUGGAAAAUCCUCUGCUAAGGAUACAUCGGCAAAGAGUCCGACUAAUGGGACAACCGCUCCCCAACCGUCUACAAAAUCACGUUUAAGUGGUCUGAAGAGGGCAGUCUCUUUGCCCAGGCCCAGUCAAGGCAGCCAUCACCAGCAAGUUAGAGAACGCCUGAACGAGAAGAUGCACGCCAACCCCAAAGCCUCAAACAGCUGCUUAACACCCUUCCGCCAACCUAGCAUACAAUCUCGUACUCCAACGCCAGCUUCGCAGAGGCCUCAGAAGCCCGACACAUUACCCAGCCAAUUGAGUCGCACCACCUCUAUGAGCAUGCAGCGGCUGAUACAGCGUACCCCCUCUUUAAGUCGGGCUCGUACCCCCAGCACGCCCGACGAUGGCCGUUGGCCUGGUGUGGGCUCCACACGAGCUAAUCAAAGUCGUAGAGGCCUCUCGGUUACACCAGAUCUGGGCUCUUUAAAAAUGCGUUCCAGCAUGAUGGCCAGUAUGGAAAUUAAGUCGAGUGCCUCCAGUCCCUAUGGCACAAUGCCAAGACGACGCAAGCAGAAAAGUGUUGAAGACUUGACAGGUCGCAAUUCGAGAAGCAGUUCAAUAAGCCGCGAAUCCCGUAUGACCUCCUCAGUUAUAAUGACCUCACGCAAGAGCCUUUCCACCACAUACGCCAUGAACUCGCAAAGCAGUACUCCCACCCAAAGCAAAUCAGUUGCCGCUUCCAUGUCCCUGACUAAGCAGUCAUCAUCGAACGCCUCUUCGAGCACCAGAAACAAAGUUCAGCCACCCGCGGUAUGCAAAACCAGGAUCUACCACGAAACUGGCUCCCAGACUGCCUUAACGAGUGCUGAUUUGGUAAAGGCCUUUGCCGGGGUUGCGCCCGCACCGCGACCCGUGGACAGUGUGGAGCAAAAGGAUGAAGAGAGCCAAACCGAUAUUAGAGAUCAGGAAUUGGAACGCCUUAGGGAUGAGGUACGUCACCUGGCUCAACGCGAACAGGAGCUAAUGGCCAAACUUAAGCGGGAACGUGAUGAGAAACUGGGCAUGCAAAGAGAGUUACACCUGAAUACGGAGAGGGUUAUGGGACUACUGAAUCUGGCACGAGUGGCAGGCAAUGGAAAAAUUCUAGACAUCAGCACUCCCACCUCCGACGAAGGAGAGAGCAACCAAGACAGCUUACUCAUGCUGGAAUCCCAAAUCCAGCUGAGUGGACAUGAGCUGCUGGAGCGCCAGCAAGAAGUUGGUCAUCUACGAAAAUUGUGUAGAUCGCUGCAAGCCGAAAUGGAAAGGUCCAUAAUGCAACAAGCAUGCUUGCUGCAAGAAAAAACAGCCCUGGAGCAGGAGUCAAAUGAACUGCAAGAUUUCUUGCAGCACGAGAAGGCUGCAAUGUGUGAUGCAUUGAAGGAUCUGGAAAAUGAAUACCAGCAAUGUCAACAACAGAUGGCCAAUAAAGAUGAGGAGAUCAAAGUGUUGCGUGAUGAGUGUCGUCAUUUAGUGCGUCUCAACGAACAGAGAAGGCAAGAGAACCGCAUGUUACAGACCAAAUAUACCGCCAUGGAGUCCAAAUCAAAGGAAUUGACCAUGCAGCAGAAUGCCUCGGUAUCUGGCGCCACUGCAGCCUUGUCCGGUCUGCAUGCUCGCCUGGAUAACCUAGUUGAGCAGUUGGUAUUUUCCUAUAAUAUCUCCGAGCAGGAUUUGGAGGAUAUUGGCUUCCAAGCCGAUGCCCAAGCAAACAUUAAUGCUAGCGGUGAAACAUCUUUGGAUUGCGAAUCCACAUCAUUGAAACUGACGCUCAAUGGUCAUGAUGUAAUGCCUCAUCCACAAUCUCUACAAUUUAACCCAGCUUCCAAUUCACAAUUCCAAUUGAAUUCGGCCAGUGAUGGUUCCUUGUCGCCCCAAAGGAAUCAAUCGUUCAUUGCAGCUGUUAUCAGUGCCAUACGCAACGCCACCACGCAUUCGGGCAAACGUUUGUUGGUGCGACACAACAAACGUCACAGUGCGGGAUCACAUCACAAUUUGAAUGGUCAUAACAAUAAUACCCAACAACAGCAUCAUCAACCAGUGCAGCAACAAUCACAUCACCAUCAACAACACGCACAUAGUGAACAACAUAAUGGAGAUGAUUCUGAUUCUACAGAAAUGUUGGAUUCCGAAACCGAACCCUGUCUCAUGAUGGACAAUGUCUUGGAGGAUGUUAACAUGCCCGAUUCACACUCUCAUAAUAUGGUUUCCUCAUGCACUGGUAUGAUCUCACAGAUCGAUAUACCUUCGGAAUUGAUGAACGUCAGCACCGGAGAUGAUUCUCUGCACAAUCUGUCCCAAGCCAUUGUCAACCGCCAGAAUGUGGAGUCACAAGUCGGUGCCCUGAAUAGCAACAAAAUGAAUUUGCCAAUCAAUGAUAGCAGUUGCAAUGAUGAGCUCAGUUGUCAUGAUUCCGUUGCCGAAAUGCCUUCUCUGGUCGAAUAUUCAGCCACUCAGGCUGUAGUAGAUCAGGUCAUCGAAGUGGAUACGCUAAUUACAAAGUUAUUGAAGGUCUUGCGUCUCAUACAAUUGGACAAUGACAAUUGCAUACAACAACUGAUUGUUGACAAAAACAAACUGCAACAGAAUAAGGAGGACAUGUUGGAGAAGAUCAAGGAUCUGCAGGAUGUCAAUGUUAAGCUGCAGGAUGAACUCAUGGAUGCCACCCAGGAAUUAAUGCUGAAGAACAAUGACUUGUCCAAUACCAAAGCCGAGAUUCAACGACAUCGCAAUGAAAUCGAUCGUUUAACCGAGGACAUCUGUAAUCUGAGCACACUGUGCAUCAACUACCGGAAGUUAUCGCCCUGCACGGAAAUGCCGCCGUUUCCGGCUUUAAAUCUGAACUUGAACAGCGAGGUUGUCGACAAUCACGAUGACAUAAGUGGCAUUUUGAACUUGUUAAAGAUGUGGCAGUCCGAUGGCCAAUUAAAGGAUACCCGCGUGCAACAGUACAUGAAGGGAAUUCUACAAAUAAAUGCCACAAUGAGUAAUCACUAUGACAACCACCCCAGUAAUGACAGCCUUAAUGAACGCGUGCGCAUCUAUGCCAACCAAUUGGAGAAUGUUUCCAAGGUAUUGGAUUCCAGUCCGCGCCAAUUAAUUAGUGAUAAUCCCGAGCUACAGCAACUGCGCAAGGAUCUCGAAGCAGUUAAAAUCAAUGCUAAUUGGACGCAGCUUUUGCCUGAAUUCGAUUCACAACAGCAGCCAGAGCGUCAGCUGCAGCAGCAACAACAAACCUCACAACAGCGUGAAGACAUAAAUGCCAAUUAAAAUUUAAACAUUGAAAUUAUUUUACAAAAUCAAAUAACAAAAAAACGUCCAAUGAAUUUAUUAGGAAAGCCAGAAGCGAUAAGACCCCUCCCCCUCCCUCCAACUCCUUCUUCAAAGAAACUCUACAAAAUUGACAGUAUUUUUAGCUUUUCAAAUUCCCCAAUCCCCCUCCCCAAGUAUCCCAAUCCAAAAUUAUAUGUGGACCCUCCUUGCCCUAAUGAGGGGACCCUAGAUAUAUGUAAAUAUUACAGAAUAUUUUAUUGAUAUUAGCUAAGUAUGAUGGAAUAAAGAAAUAUACUACCAAUUAA
Molecule: messenger RNA, 5149 nt
Organism: Stomoxys calcitrans (stable fly)
Lineage: Eukaryota; Metazoa; Arthropoda; Insecta; Diptera; Muscidae
Gene: corn
Exons: 10
Coding region: 861-4841 (1326 amino acids)
Source: RefSeq, a predicted model, not a curated record